AGAAAUAUUAGAAAGUAACCAAUCCUUGUCCUUAAGAGGUGUCUAGCCAAUAGUUCUCAGAACACGACGGACUUAGCAACGCUCUUUAGACUUUCUAGAUAGACAAUCACAACAGGAUGCGGCGUUGUCUCUGCUCGAAAUUUCUCCAAUAUGCGGCUGUCGUUGCUCCUUUCGGCAUAGUCGGUCUAAAACGUGAACGCGUAGACCUAGGCCAUCUCCAAAUCGGCACUGAAGGCGAUUUUCAGCCUGUUGACGGUGCCGUCAAACAGACACCAGAUUCUGACCAUGAUGGUGAUGCUGACGAAGUUAGUAGUGCAGAGCCAGUUCCAGUAGGCGGUGUUAGUUUGGUGCAGCGGGUGCGCAGGGAUUUUCCCGAUGCCGUUGACGGUAUGGGCAGUCCUACAGAUCUCGGUUCUUUACCUACAUCCCCUCCCGCUCCUUUACCUGCCCCUCGUCCAGUUGCCUUAACGCUCAUCCAUUUCUUCCAGCUGGUCUUUUACUUGCUCAAGUCGUAGUCUUUCACCUUUGCAUCACAUUGGGGCAUCUGGUCCUUUAUCUACAGUAUUGACCGUAACCGUAUGAGAUCCGUAUUCUAUCCACUACUAUACUGCUCUCUGAUAUGUCUAAAAACCAAAUAUUGAAGAAACUGUCAUGCAUCUUCAUGGGCACAGGUAUCAUAUUCGGACUCCUCCUUGUCCAAAAUUUUCCUUGAUAGGUUUGCCCACACCAGGAACUAAUUCGGCGCAGGCGGGCUCUCACAGUGUUUCACCGGUUGCUGGAGGCGACCCUUCUCCUUUACCUCUUUCACCUCUUCCAAAUGGUAUUACUUUUGGAUUUUAUCACAUUCUGAUGCUACACUUCAAAUUCAUACUUUCUCUGAUUUUGAUAUGUUCGAGAACAAUUAUAGAAUAUUUAUAUUAAGUAAUCCAUCUUGGUGCCAGAUUCGGAUAUCUCCUUGUUCCAAAUUUUACUUGAUAGACCCCAUGGACCUCACCACUUCAGCUGGUUUGCCAGGGCAAGCAGCAAGCGCACGUCCGGCCAGUAUGCAUGCACAGGAUGACCUCGCCCUGACAGACGUUAUUAGCGCCGCUGACAGCUUCAAAGAAGCCGUGAAUGGAGCUCAUCCUGUUGCUCGCGCAAUCAGCCAACAACAACAAGUACUCGAGAACCAAUUACAAGGAGUCUUGAGCCAAGAACAAGCACUCGCGUACCAACAACAGGCACUCGCGGAGCAACAACAAGGACUCGCGGACCUACAACAAGCACUCGUUUCACUUUCAGAAGCGCAACAAGUCCACUUGUUCAUGGAGCAAAGAGAGAGUCUCAGGAGCAGGUUUUGCGACAUCAUCUCCGAGUAUCAGAAUACCGCCGUCCGGGAAUAUGUUGUUGACCAGGAAAAAUACGAGGCGGUUUCCGAAACGUAUCCGGAGUUGAUCCACGAGGACUUCAAGAGGCUGGCGCAGAAGGCAUCCGCACAACACCUCGGGAUUUAUCGGUUUGGUUUGAGCAACAGCUUACAUUUCGCUUCUUGGGAUUCCGUUCCACUGACUCAGGGUGACGUGUUUUGGUCUGACCGCGAGGCUUUCACUAGUUGCGAUUCUCCUCCAGCAGGCGGCGCAGUAGACGCAGUAGACGCACUUGCCGCUCUAGUCCUUCAUGGUGCGUACAAACUUGGCACGUUGACACGAUUUCCAUUGCCGGCUGCGGCAGGACAACACCAAAGUGUAGCAGAAGCUUGAUUACUGGAUGGUGUAACUAGAUCAUAAGGACCACAGGGUGUGGCGGCAUCGUCUGCCAACGCAGUAACUGAAGGAGACCACUACUAUAGUUUCUCUGCUUGUUGGGGAGGACACGCACUUGAUUUCGACGUUUUUUUUCCAAGAAGAUCAUCGCCAUUUCGAUGCGGAGUUUUGAACAAAUUUUGACGCAGUACAGAAACUCGGAUACGUCUAUCCCUGGCAGUCCUCACCCAAUGGCAGUGAAUCCUUACCGCUACCCUAACCAACCAACCAACCAGCAUCCCCCUCUGCAGUCCCCGCCCGAUGACUUGAUACAUGAAUUCACUAUUUUUGUUUUUGUGAGUAUUCUGAGCUGCUUGCUCAACCUUUGUCCUACGAUUGCAAAAUACUACGCAGCGAACUCUGCCAGUAAAUUUCAGUGGGAACAACAUAGUGAAAGCAAGACACAUGGAAAAAAACAUCCAACCUUUAUGAUAUUCUCCCCCUGCAUGCUAACAAAUCUAAAUCUUCUAAACGAAGAAAGAUUCCGUAAGUCGAAAAGCGUGGCAUCCACUUACGAAGAUGUUCGUAUCACCGAAUGCGCAUGCUGCGAAGAGCUUAGGGAAGAGGAGGAC
Amoebophrya sp. A25 is the source of this 2353-nucleotide messenger RNA. NCBI's taxonomy places the organism in Eukaryota, Dinophyceae, Syndiniales, Amoebophryaceae. The record is from the annotation of a GenBank genome assembly.